AUGGCGGGAAAGCCUGUGCUCCACUACUUGGAUGCCCGGGGCAGGGCGGAGUCCAUCCGGUGGCUUUUGGCUGCAGCUGGAGUAGAGUUUGAAGAGAAAUUCAUCACCUCUAAAGAAGACUUGCAGAAGAUGAGAAAUGAUGGAGUGCUGAUGUUCCAGCAAUUGCCCCUGGUUGAGAUUGAUGGGAUGAAGCUGGUUCAAACCAGAGCCAUUCUCAACUACAUUGCCAACAAAUACAACCUCUAUGGGAAAGACAUGAAGGAAAGAGCCUUGAUCGAUAUGUACACAGAAGGCAUAGCAGAUUUGAAUAUAAUGGUUCUUCAUUACCCAUUUCUUCCACCUGUGGAACAAGAGACAAACCUUGCUCAGAUCAAGGAUAAAACAAAAAACCGCUACUUUUCUGCGUUUGAAAAGGUAUUGAAGAGCCACGGACAAGACUACCUUGUUGGUAACAAGCUGAGCAAGGCUGACAUCCACCUGGUUGAACUUAUCUACAACGUGGAAGAGAUUGACCCCAGUGCCACAGCCAACUUUCCUCUGCUUCAGGCUCUGAAGACGAGAAUCAGCAACCUCCCCACCGUGAAGAAGUUCCUGCAGCCUGGCAGCCAGAGGAAACCUUCUCCGGAUGAGAAAGCUAGACAAGAAAUAAUCAAGAUUUUACAUUAA
Molecule: messenger RNA, 666 nt
Organism: Ochotona curzoniae (black-lipped pika)
Lineage: Eukaryota; Metazoa; Chordata; Mammalia; Lagomorpha; Ochotonidae
Product: glutathione S-transferase Yc-like
Exons: 6
Coding region: 1-666 (221 amino acids)
Biological process (GO): xenobiotic metabolic process; glutathione metabolic process
Cellular component (GO): extracellular exosome; cytosol
Molecular function (GO): glutathione transferase activity
Source: RefSeq, a predicted model, not a curated record